AAUGUCCUUAGUAAGAUAAAUAGAGGGCUCAUGAAGAGGAAAAAAGGGCAGGUUAGAAGAAUCAAUAUUCUUACACAAUAUCCUUGAAUAUCAUCUUUACCCUCGCCUCUGCGCAUCUCCAUCCCGCAGCUCCGGUUUAGCUUCACUGUGCCUUGAGCCAGAGCAGGGAGGAGGCAGCAGCUGUGGUGUUGAUAUUUUGUACUUAAGUGGUGGUUUGUUGAUUGGGAUAGUUUUGAAAAUGAGCUUAGACAACAGGAGCCGGAGCAGAAGCAGGAGCAGGGGCAGGGGCAGGGGCAGGAGCAGGAGCAGUAGCAGGAGCAGGAGCAGGAGCCCAAUGGAUCGUAAGAUGCAUGCUCAGCGCUAUUCCUAUCGUGAUGCACCAUAUAGUCGGGAUUCGAGACGGGGCUUCAGUCAAAACAGUUUGUGCAAGAACUGUAAAAGGCCAGGUCAUUUUGCAAGAGAAUGCCCAAAUGUUGCCAUUUGCCACAAUUGUGGCCUUCCUGGGCAUAUUGCAUCAGAAUGCUCCACCAAAUCUCUUUGUUGGAACUGUCGAGAACCUGGCCACAUGGCCGGAAAUUGUCCAAAUGAGGGCAUCUGCCACACCUGUGGGAAGGCAGGACACCGUGCCAGAGACUGCACAGCUCCUCCAGUGCUUUCUGGUGAUCUGAGGCUGUGCAACAACUGCUUCAAGCAAGGCCACAUUGCAGCUGAAUGUACCAACGAGAGGGCCUGCAAGAACUGUAGAAAAACAGGUCAUCUGGCACGUGAUUGUCAAAAUGAGCCUGUGUGCAACUUGUGCAAUAUAUCUGGGCAUGUGUCUAGAGACUGCCCAAAGGCCAAUGUGCUUGAAGACAGAAAUAGUGGAGUUCGUGGAGGUGGUUUCCAGGAUAUUGUAUGUAGAAACUGUCAGCAGAUAGGGCAUAUAAGUAGGGACUGUAUUUCAAUGACCGUUUGCCACAACUGUGGAGGAAGGGGCCACCUUGCGUUUCAAUGCCCUUCUGGGAGGGUCAUGGACCGCUUUGCAAGAAGAUACUAGAGUAUGAAUUGUGCCUUACGGGUUGACAAAUAACCUUAAUACCUUUUCUCGGUGCCCUCUGAAGUGAGGUUGAUGUUGUUGCACUUCUUAAUACUUUGUGAUUGAACUUAGUCAUACUCUACAUUUUUGUUCUCAGGCACUGGUACUAGUUCAGAUGGCAUGAAUGUAAUGAGAAGACAUGUUUGCGAUGGUUUUCAUUAGUUAUUAGAACUUGAUGUUUGUUGUUUGUGAUA
Messenger RNA from Sesamum indicum (sesame), 1269 nucleotides. RefSeq lists its product as uncharacterized. NCBI's taxonomy places the organism in Eukaryota, Viridiplantae, Streptophyta, Magnoliopsida, Lamiales, Pedaliaceae. The record is from RefSeq and is a predicted model, not a curated record. Gene Ontology annotation, molecular function: nucleic acid binding; zinc ion binding.